AUGUCAACUUCAUCUUCACCACCAUCAACUACUAGACCCAAUGAUUAUUUUGAUCUACCAGAAGAAGCCCGAGCCGACGAUCAAUAUGUAGUCGAAAAAGUAGUGGCUAAACGACGAAAUCGAAAAGGAAAAUGGGAAUAUCUACUUAAAUGGGCUGGAUUUGGUGAUGAAGACAACACCUGGGAAGUUCAACAAGACAUUCAUCCUGAUUUAAUUGCUGAAUUUGAACGAAAAAAAACUGAACUAGAUGCCGCAAAUGCAAUUUAUUCAGCAUUAAGUGAAGAUCCACCAAUUAAAACACGUACAUCAUCAGUAAGCCGUGCAGAAUCGCCACCAGCUAAAAAGAAACGAAAAACUGCAAGUACUGUUGAUUCAACAAAACCGAUGACACCGACAACGAAAACAACUGCAACAACAACAACAACAACAACAACAGUAACCGCAACAACGAAUGAAACACCGAAAAAAGUUUUUGGUGUAGAAAAAGGUUGGCGCGUACGAGCGGUUAUUGGAGCAGCGAAACAAAAAGAUUCGACCGUCUUAUAUGCUGUUGAUUAUGUGCAAGGUUCACCAUCAUUGCGUGAAUAUGUUCCUUCGCAUAUAGCUCAUACUCAUAUACCACGAGAACUGAUAGAAUUUUUUCAGAAAAAAAUUGUUUGGAAUUCAUCAAAAGAAAGUAAGAAAACUUAA
Molecule: messenger RNA, 690 nt
Organism: Rotaria socialis
Lineage: Eukaryota; Metazoa; Rotifera; Eurotatoria; Philodinida; Philodinidae
Source: the annotation of a GenBank genome assembly